AUGAGCACCGCCCGAGAGAUAAAGGCCAGGUGCCUCUGCGGCAACUACCAGCUCUCGCUUACGGUUCCUGAAGACCAGCUUCCUCUAACAGCUUCAAUGUGCCACUGCGAUAGUUGUCGUCAUGGCUCGGGGUCACUGUACAUAGGCGGAGCAUUCGUGCCCGACACUUGCAACAAGGCUGUACAGGAUUCGCUUUCUAGGCUCAAGGCCAGUGACUGGUCAAGUCGUAGGACAAUCUUCUUCUGUCCUACUUGCGGCGCUAGCAUCAUCGAAAAACUAGAUGGCCGAUUUUGUAUCCACACAGGAGCUCUCGAUCAGCUUGAGGACACAGUGCAUUUCAAGCGUCAGAUAUUCGUCAAGGAUACUCAAGAUGGUGGCUUCAGUCACUGGCUCAAAGACUUGCCACUCCAGACACAUGCUACUUUGAAUGAUGAGCUGCCAACUGACUGGCCUCGAUCGAGCGAACGAUCAGUCGGCAAACCCUCAGAACGACUACACGCCCAUUGCCUGUGUAAUGGUAUCAAGCUCUGGAUCUCUCGUCCACUGGCAUCUUCAGCUGACCCAAACAACCCCAAAUCUGACACACAACAGCACAACUCUGACCGCGGAGAAUACGAAGUUGAAAACCCAUGGUGGCUCUGUGAGAAUCGCACCAAAUUCUUCGCCGAAGUGUGCCAGUGCAACUCCUGCCGUCAUUCAAGUGGCUGCGAUUUCGUUCCAUGGACCUACGUCCCAACGACUGACAUCUCUCUCGCUGCUGAUGGCAGUGUGCCCUUCUCCCGGGACUUUGGUACGCUCAAGAACUACCGCUCUUCCGACGAAGCAUCGAGAUACUUUUGUGGGCAAUGUGGUGCGACUGUCUUCUACGUCAGAGACGAAAGACACGGCAUUGCAAACGUGGCUGUAGGAUUGCUCGAUGCAGACGAGGGCUCACUAGCACGAAGCUGGCUCUGGUGGAGAACUGAUGCUCUCGACUUCAAAGAGGAUGGCAUCCCUCGUGCUGCCUCUCUUGUGAACCACGUCGAAAGGGCAUUGCAAAAGUGGGGCCAGGCAUCGGCUUCAAGCUCGUGA
Molecule: messenger RNA, 1071 nt
Organism: Aureobasidium melanogenum CBS 110374
Lineage: Eukaryota; Fungi; Ascomycota; Dothideomycetes; Dothideales; Saccotheciaceae
Exons: 1
Coding region: 1-1071 (356 amino acids)
Molecular function (GO): carbon-sulfur lyase activity
Source: RefSeq, a predicted model, not a curated record